Molecule: messenger RNA, 1857 nt
Organism: Trichoderma atroviride IMI 206040
Lineage: Eukaryota; Fungi; Ascomycota; Sordariomycetes; Hypocreales; Hypocreaceae
Source: RefSeq, a predicted model, not a curated record
CCUAGCUGCCAGUCAUGUCGCCGGAAAAAGGCACGAUGCAGUCGUCAGCAACCCUGUGAUCAGUGCCUCAAAUACCAUUUUGAGUGUAUUUACGAUGAGAAGAAGUCGAAACCUGGUCUACGAAUGGGCGCCAUUGAGCAUCUCACACAGCGAGUUACGAUCCUGGAGAAUAUGUUCCUCGGCCAAGGCGUCUUAUGGCAACAAGUUUGGAAAUGCUUAGACUCCCUCGGCGUACAACAGCUGCCGUCCGACUCUGGAUGUUCCCCAGGCCAUGGAUCAGACAGAGAAGAAAGCAAUCUGAGGGAGCACACUCUAAGACUGAGACAUACACUUUCUUCGUUGGCAAGCCAGGCCACGGGCGACCUCUCCGACUGUGAUAAUCCUUCUCCAAAGCGAAGGCGAACUCAGGAAGAACGACCAAAGACACAACGCGGCGACUCUGGAGAAUUCGGUCACGACGAGGAGCUUCCACCGGACGAUCUCAUCGAUGCUCUUGUCGAGAUAUAUUUCACCCGGAUUCAUCCCUGGAUCCCGAUGCUGCAUGUCCGCGAAUUCCGCGAGAGGAUGGCCACCCCUUCUAAGCGGCAGCGACUGACAACAAUAUUUCAUGCCAUAGUCUCACUUUGCGUGCGGUUUUCGCACGAUCCGCGACUUGAUGAGCCGGAGGCACGAUCGAGAUACGCAAGGCGGUGUCGCCAGAUUGUGAUCAUCAGGAGCAUGGAGUCCUUUUCGGUUGAGAACCUACAGGCGCUGAUUAUCUGUGCCUUUGACGUUAUCGGGAGUGGGCGCGGCCCCUCGGCUUGGUCCAUAGUAGGAAGCAUGGCGCGGACGGCUGAGCAGCUUCAACUGAGCAUCGAAGAUGAAGAAAGCCAUUCGCCAUCGGGAGCUCUCAUCAAGCGAAUCGCAUUUCUCCCACCCUGCAAGAGCUGGAAAGAGGUCGAGGAGAGACGGCGGAUCUUUUGGAAUGUCUUUCUCAUGGAUCGCUUCUGCAGCAUCGCAACUGGCUGGAACUGCUCCCUCACAAGUGCGGACGUGAAGCGAAGACUCCCAUGUGAAGGUGCUUUGUGGGAGGAGGGCGAGCCCCUCAAGACACCAACUCCCUACUUUGGUAUCGCGGACCAGUCCGUGAACAUGAAAGCAGCAGGCGCCCUUCCGACGGCGCGACCAGAGGACGAGGAUCCUUCCUCGCUGGGAGGUUUCGCGUACUGCAUCGAGGCUACGGAGAGUCUCAGUCUGGUUACGACGUUUUUCCUGCAGCAAGCUGUGGAUGUGUCCAAGAUGCGGGACGUACAGCUCUGGCUCAUGAAGUUUAAGCAGCUAGACUUACGACUGGUGCAAUGGAAGCUCUUUCUGCCGGAGCGAUGGCGAGAAGCCUGCGUAUUAAACGAUGGCAUCAUGGAUCCAAACCUGACGCUCGCCCACAUCACCCAUAACACCGCUGUCGUUCUCCUACACCAAGGGAUUGCAUACCCAUCCGCAGAAUGGCAGGCCACGACUAUAAGACUUCCCUCCGCUUCCAGCGCCGAGACUUGCCUCGCUGCAGCAACAGAGGUGGCCAUCAUUGCCGACAAGUUUCUCCAGUGCUCCCCGAUCCUCACAAAUCCACAAUUCGCCUUUUGUCUGUUCAUUUGUGGCCGGAUGCUUCUGGCCCACGCCAUCCAUUAUAACUGCCCGUUGGCCCCGGAAUUUGAGUCACUGAUAAGUAGCCUGGGAGAGAUCUCGACAAGAUGCAAUGGGCCACAUACAACAGCCGUUGCUCCCGACAACCUGGCCUCUAAAUUUGCCGCUCGCCUUGACCAGGCUCGACAACAGGGGGCCGAGCCACUGGAUAUCAGGGAGGCGGCAUACUCCCAGAGU